Messenger RNA from Mesocestoides corti, 609 nucleotides. The record is from the annotation of a GenBank genome assembly. NCBI's taxonomy places the organism in Eukaryota, Metazoa, Platyhelminthes, Cestoda, Cyclophyllidea, Mesocestoididae.
AUGCGUGCCACCGAAGCCGAAAUUGUCGCUGACUGUUGCAAAGAACUGGAGGAGGAGGCAGCGAAAGCGAGUGGGAAGAUUAAAGGCCCUGUGGCAGAGUCCGCCACCACCAAACCCUCCGCCGUCGCCGCCGCCGCUGCGACCUCCAAGACGACGGUUGAGCGGUUUUUCGAGGACGAUCGUCUCCCCAACGCCGUGGGUGAUGGGGAGGAUCGUGUUGUCGAGUUGACCGACUUGGCUAGGCGAGUCGCGGAGACACGGCGGAUGCACUUUGAUCCCGAAAAGCAAGCAGCCAAUCCGCGUCUCUUCCUUCUGCCUGUCACCAAUGAGAAGGACCACAUCCUGGCCUGUGAGUAUCGUUUAGAGGCGUGCCUUUUGUCUACCCAACAGCUUUCUCGCCUGACAGGUGAAGUCCCGUUUGGCUGUCCGUCGUACCUGCAGUGCGCCCACCUGCUCCAGGAAGCGAUCUUCUCAACGCCGCGUCAGCACAUGAUGCCCGACCUCACCGAGAUCCGAUGGUUCGAGUUCGCGCGCCAAACCUGGCAGAGUAUUGCAACCUCCCCCCUCUUUAUCGACUAUUACCGUCUUUGGAUGAAUAAUACCUUGUAG